UCAGAACUGAGUGAAACUCAGACCACUGAACUGCUGAAGAAAAUGUUUCAAACAUUUGCUUUUUGCUGUUUGUGCUGUUGCUGUCUGGUUGGUGUGUUUGCUGAUACAGAUGCAGUGAAGUCAGUGUCAGUGACUGAAGGAGAUUCUGUCACUCUAAACAUUAGACUCAAUGAAAUACAGAAGGCUGAUCAGAUACUGUGGAAGUUUGGAACUAACAGGUCACUCAUAGCUAAAAUCAAUCGAGAGGCUGGAAACUCAUACACAUCUGAUGGUCCUGAUGGGAGAUUCAGAGACAGACUGAAGCUGGACAGUAAGACUGGAUCUCUGACCAUCACAAACACCAGACUUUAUAAAGUGUCCAUCAAAAACAGCAGCUCAGAGACUAAACACAGAUUCAGUAUUACUGUCUAUGCUCCUCUGCCUGUUCCUGUCAUCAGCAGUAACUCCACACAAAACUCAUCAUCAUAUUGUUCAUUGGUGUGUUCAGUGGUGAAUGUGAGUCAUGUGAGUCUCUCCUGGUACAAAGGAAACAGUUUAUUGUCCAGCAUCAGUGUGUCUGAUCUCAGCAUCAGUCUCUCUCUACCUCUGGAGGUUCAGUGUCUGGAUGAUUCCUACAGCUGUGUUGUGGCUUAUUCAUUCACCAACCAGACCACACAUCUCACCAACACUCAACUAUGUCAACCAUGUCCAGAUUGCACAUUCUGUUGUCACGUUACUGAAGCUGUGACUCGAUUGGUCAUCUCUGCUGUGGUGGGUGUGGCUGCUGCUUUUAUUAUGGUGUAUGACAUCACAUCCAGAAAAGUUGAAAAGUAGAGAUGACAGAACAGACAUCAUCAUCAUCAUCAUCAAACCCUUGCAGAUAAAUUAUAUAUUCUAACAUUGUUAAUGUGUCCAACCCUUGUCAGAAUAUUUUUUACAUUUAAAUAAACUGGCAUAUCAGUUCAUAUUGAAUGACCUUAUGGAUGAUAGUUUAGUUGUUUUAUUUUGGCUAAACCAUAACUGAGAUUAACAGAGGUUUCUUUCACCACUAGGUGGAUAUUUUAUUUUAUUUUAUUUUAUUUUAUUUUAUUUUAUUUUAUUUUAUUUUAUUUUAUUUUAUUUUUAUCAUUUCUUCAUAUAAAUAGCGCCACCUACUGGUCCAGUAUUUAAUCAGCGUUAGCAAUGUUAGGAGGCUUUUUAAGUCAGUGCAUGUAAAUAGCUCAGCUGUUUAAUUACAUUUAGUAGCAGGGUGGUAGCUUUGCUGUUUUGAAUAAUGUAGCUUUUCAGAAUGUGCUGUUUUGUUCAGUAGUGUGGUAUUGUUGUGUAGUAAGAUUUUCUUUCUCUGUGUUC
Messenger RNA from Labeo rohita (rohu), 1329 nucleotides. RefSeq lists its product as uncharacterized. Bases 43 to 813 code for a protein of 256 amino acids. The record is from RefSeq and is a predicted model, not a curated record. Lineage: Eukaryota; Metazoa; Chordata; Actinopteri; Cypriniformes; Cyprinidae. The transcript has 4 exons.